Messenger RNA from Drosophila mojavensis, 3981 nucleotides. RefSeq names its product heterogeneous nuclear ribonucleoprotein R (gene Syp). Gene Ontology annotation, cellular component: nucleus; ribonucleoprotein complex. The record is from RefSeq and is a predicted model, not a curated record. Lineage: Eukaryota; Metazoa; Arthropoda; Insecta; Diptera; Drosophilidae. The transcript has 13 exons. Gene Ontology annotation, molecular function: mRNA binding. The coding region runs from base 1819 to 3978 and encodes 719 amino acids.
AGAUUUGCCAGUUUUUGUUUAAGUUUUCUUUAUUUGCAACCAUUAUAAUACGGUAAAUAAAUUAUAAUAAUAAAGUAAGUGUUUUACGUGGAACCCAAGCAUAAUACGCUUCUAAUUACCAAUAAUAAAAAUAACAAAUAUACUAAUAAUAAUAACAAUCAUAAUAAUAAUAAUAACAACAAUCACAAUAAUAUCAACGAGAAUAACUAUUUGAUAAUAAUAGCUACGCAGUCUAUGCAUAAAACUUGUAAUUUUAAGAAAGUGUCUGCCGGAUACACACAAGUUUAAACGUCUCCUAUGGGCACGCAAAGCGCAUAAAAAUGCAGCGCCAUGUUUGGAAGUGCAUUAAAAUAAAAUAUAAAAUUUACAAAUUGCUAACAAGUGAAACAAACACAACCUGAAAUAUCACGCAGAUCAACAUAAUAAACACGUAUGUGAAAACAGAAAAUUGAUACUGCAUUCAGUUGAAAGUACACAAAAUAUUGAUAAAGUGAUUUUUAGUGCGAAGACCAAGUGAAAUAAAGAAUUAAUAAAUGAAAAACAUAGCCAAGAGUUAACAAAACAAAUCGAAUUGAUCUUUUAAUAUUGAAUCGACUGCAUUUGAAAACGGAAGCAGCAAGAUUUAAAAUCGCCGCAAAAAAUAGAGGAUACGCCACAAUUGUCGACUAAAGAACAUGAAUAACGGAAACGCAGGAGAACUAAAUCAAAAUUGAACAUAAUUAAAUAGCAAUCAUUUACUGCAAAACGUGCCUCGAAAAACCUUUAAGCUACAAAAACAACUGUAACUCUCGCAAGCUUUAAUCAAAGCUCACCACAACAAGCAUUUACGUAACUUGAGAUAAUUGAUGCAAUUACCAAACACAAGACACACACGCAUACCUACCUACCUACACCUACCUACACACACACAUAUAUAUAAACGCAGUAGUGAAGAAAAGUGCAGCUAAAGCUUUGAAGCCGCGCUGAAAACCAGAGAGCGAGCAAUUGGCGAUCGCAAAAUCGUAAAAAGCUCCAUACGACGAGGUAAACGCCCAACCGAGCGCAUUGCAUCGAGCGAGACGGGGAGAGACAGAGUGAGAGAGAGACAUUGUGCAUAACUGCAGCAGCAGCAGCAGCAGCCGGCGCAUCGCUAACCGAACGGAGUGCGUCUUGUGCUCGUAACUUGUUCGGCCAGCUCUCGGAGCGACGCUUCGUGCACUUCCUGCGCCGCAGCCCCCAGCGAAAAGCAGCGACAGAACCAGAGCCACAGAGCGGCGACAACGAGAUCAGUUCGUUGGCGAAUGCAACGCUGAUUGCAAUUGACGCUGGCUGCAUUUGACGCGGCUAAAAGUGAAGGAUAGAGAAAGGGAGAAGGAGAAAGAGAAAGAGAGAGAGACAGAGCGUAAUCGUGAGGGAGAGACUGACUGACUGAUCAUCACCAAACAUCAUUCGCUCUACUGUACGCCGGUCACUCAGCAUCUGCAACUCGGCAGACCCCAAGCAAUCGGAUCGGGGGGAAAUUGAAAACGACUUUUGCUGCGGCUCGUUGCGUUUCUGUUUCUGUUUCUGUUUUGUUUUCUUGCUCGUGCAAAAGUAAAAAAAAAAAUACAUACACAUAUAUAAUAUAUAUUCUAUAAUAGAAAAUAACUUGGAAGACAUUUUCAAAGAGUACAUAAUAAAUAAGUGUGUAAUUUGUGUUUUAGUGCAAAAUAUAGUAAAAUAAUAUACAUUACGACUCGGAUUAAAUAACUACACCUGCUGCAGACAAUCGGAUACUCUAUUCAGUUGGAUACACAUCACUAAAGCAGCUACGCGGCUACAGCUACAAUUCGCUUGAAAAUGGCGGAAGGCAAUGGCGAACUAUUAGAUGACAUUAACCAGAAAGCCGAUGACCGUGGCGAUGGCGAACGUACAGAGGAUUAUCCCAAAUUGCUGGAAUAUGGUCUGGACAAGAAGGUCGCUGGCAAAUUGGAUGAAAUCUACAAAACUGGCAAACUUGCCCACGCCGAGCUGGACGAGCGCGCACUGGACGCGCUCAAGGAGUUUCCCGUUGAUGGUGCCUUGAAUGUGCUUAGUCAGUUCCUCGAGUCAAAUCUGGAGCAUGUGUCAAAUAAGUCUGCCUACUUGUGUGGGGUUAUGAAAACCUAUCGCCAAAAGAGUCGCGCCAGCCAACAGGGUGUGCCCGCGACCGCCAGCACCAUACAGGUGAAGGGUCCCGACGAAGAGAAGAUCAAAAAGAUUCUGGAACGCACCGGUUACACGUUGGAUGUGACCACAGGACAACGCAAAUACGGCGGGCCGCCACCCAACUGGGAGGGCAAUGUGCCCGGCAAUGGCUGCGAGGUGUUCUGUGGUAAAAUACCCAAGGAUAUGUUUGAGGAUGAGCUAAUACCGUUGUUCGAGAACUGCGGCACCAUUUGGGACCUUAGGCUAAUGAUGGACCCCAUGACUGGCACAAAUCGUGGUUACGCAUUUGUCACAUUCACAAAUCGCGAGGCGGCCGUUAAUGCUGUCCGACAGCUCGAUAAUCACGAAAUAAAACCCGGCAAGUGUCUGAAAAUAAAUAUAAGCGUACCGAAUCUGCGCCUUUUCGUAGGCAAUAUACCCAAGUCAAAAGGCAAAGAUGAAAUUUUAGAGGAAUUUGGUAAACUUACAGCUGGCCUCUACGAGGUAAUCAUCUAUAGCUCGCCCGAUGACAAGAAAAAGAACCGCGGCUUCUGUUUUCUCGAAUACGAUUCACACAAGGCGGCUUCAUUGGCCAAACGGAGACUUGGCACUGGUAGAAUUAAGGUCUGGGGAUGUGAUAUUAUAGUCGAUUGGGCUGAUCCACAGGAGGAGCCGGAUGAACAAACAAUGUCUAAGGUUAAGGUACUCUACGUGCGAAACCUAACGCAAGACGUUACAGAGGAUAAACUGAAGGAACAAUUCGAGCAAUAUGGCAAAGUGGAACGCGUCAAGAAGAUAAAAGACUAUGCCUUUAUACAUUUUGAGGAUCGUGAUAGCGCCGUCGAAGCUAUGCGUGGCCUUAAUGGCAAGGAGGUCGGCGCCUCAAAUAUUGAGGUCUCACUCGCCAAACCACCAUCGGACAAAAAGAAAAAGGAGGAAAUACUGCGCGCACGCGAACGACGCAUGAUGCAAAUGAUGCAGGCGCGUCCAGGAAUCGUUGGAUUUGAAACAUUGUCUCCAUACAGAAAUCUGUCGCCGACACACCCCAGCAUGAUGUCCAUCACACCCGUGCGCCUACCAGGGGCGCGUAUGCCCCUCCGCACACCGAUGCCCCGUGAAUACGACUACGAUUAUGAUUAUUUUGGCUAUUCAGAAUUUCGUCCUGGCUUCGGUGCUGAUACGUACUACGAUGACGUUUAUCGUGCCUAUGAAGGCGAAUAUAGCUAUUAUGAUUAUCCGAACGCCGCCAGCGGCAAUGGAGCUGCCGGUGGUGGCAUCAACGGCGGUGCUGUGGCCAUGUCAAACAAUUCGGGCGGCGGUUCCAUCCCGCUGAGCCCCUCACAGCGCUCAUCAAGAUCCCAGCAAGGUGGCUCAGCCAAUUCGCCAGUGAUUAUGGGAGCUGGUCGUGGGCAUGGAAUCACAGUCCCGCGUGGACGAGCCGUUGGCCAGCGUGGCAGCAUCAGUCGUCUGGGGGCCCAGCCAGUGCCACAGGCGGCGGCGGCGGUGGCGGCGGUGGGACAGGCGGCGGCGGCGGCUCAUCGGGGGGCGGCCACCGUUCAGGGGGCGCCGGCAGCAACCGGGGGGGUCCGUGGGGUGGCACCAAUGCGUCCCAGCGCUCCUGGCACCCAGCACGUCAAGCCGCUACAAAAUUUACCAGUAGUCGGUAAACGUAAGUUCGAUGGAGGUCACCAAAAUCCGGCAGAUGUUAAGCGACGUUACCAGAGCGGUUUAAUAGGAAAUGGCGGCAGUUGGGGCAGUUUACCGCUACCACAGCAACCUUUAGGCACAAAUGGUGAACAGUGGUAUAUGGAUACGUUUUCGGCAUGGAGUUAAAAA